Messenger RNA from Westerdykella ornata, 1062 nucleotides. RefSeq lists its product as uncharacterized. The record is from RefSeq and is a predicted model, not a curated record. The transcript has a single exon. Lineage: Eukaryota; Fungi; Ascomycota; Dothideomycetes; Pleosporales; Sporormiaceae. The coding region runs from base 1 to 1062 and encodes 353 amino acids.
AUGGUGCAGCCCUCCAUCGUCGCCGCUGUGCUCGCACUGGCCCCCUUUGCUUAUGCGCAAUGCGGUGCCGGAACGCCUGAUGCAAAGGUUACUGGAUCCGGAAACUCAUUCACGGCUACAAAGGGUUCAAGCACAGUAUACACCGGCUCAGACUAUCGUGCUGCAAUCCAAGCGGCAUUGGACUCAAUUAGCAGCGGCCAACGCGUCUCCGUCAUGGCCUCAGGAUCCCUCGGCGCCAACACCAUCUCAAUCGCAAGCGGGAAGAUAUUUGAGGGAUGCGGAACCAUCAAUGUCGGCAACAAGGCAGGACGAGGCGCAAUCGAAUCGCUCGACACACAAGGGACACAGAUCCCUUACCUCACCAUGACGGGCAACCCUUACUUCGGCUUGCGCUUUUAUGGCACGCGGGGCCUCGUUCUUGGGAAAAUCAAUCUGAAUCUUAGUGGCGGAUUGGGGAUUCGAUUCGAGCGUGACAAGGCCGCGAACAGCAAUGUGAAAAUGGACACAAUCACCUGCACGGGCGCUGGUAGUCACUGCGUUGAGACCUGGAAUAUCGACACACUCACGAUAAACUCUGUCAUUGCACGCGAUGUCAAAGAAUGUGGUCUCCUUUUGCAAAAGACGACGAACGCUCGUGUUGGUCUGGUAGACGGGAAUAAUGUCGCGGCCGGGACCGGUUACGCGACGCUGCGAUUCGCGAACGAGAACGGAAAACUCAACGGCGGUUAUAAUACCAAUGUGUAUGUCGACAAGGUCGUAUCCCGAGGGGGUGGGCGCGGUAUAUUCUGUGUUUCCCAGUCCGGUGGUGCUCAGAUUGGCACCGUAGAUCUCGCCAAUAAUGGGAAUAAUGCUAUUCUCAUUGAGAACUGCUACAAUGUCAAUAUUCGAGGAGGCACUGUCAACGGAGGUGGAGAGGUGCGACUGGCUGCCCGCUCUGAGUUCGCAAAUAAUCGCGAUAUCAGUAUCAAUCUGAAAGUUGAUGGGACCACUGUACGCGAAUCUCCAUGCGGACAGAACAUCAGAUGGACACUUUCUGGCAACGCUAAAAGGACUAUCUGCUAG